This is a messenger RNA of Seriola aureovittata, 1334 nucleotides long. RefSeq names its product butyrophilin subfamily 3 member A2-like. Bases 209 to 1300 code for a protein of 363 amino acids. The transcript has 6 exons. NCBI's taxonomy places the organism in Eukaryota, Metazoa, Chordata, Actinopteri, Carangiformes, Carangidae. The record is from RefSeq and is a predicted model, not a curated record.
UUUUAUAUUUGAUAUCUGAACUUUUAAAAUGUUUUUUGAAUGGCUAACAGACUCUGACUAUUUUCAGAAGUUAAUUGGAAUUAAUCAAUUCAUGGGAAAGGACUUUAAUGGUGGUUUAAAGUUCACCGAUGAACACAACAGCGCUUCUUGUUUGAUCGAGAUACAACAGUCAGAGAGUUUCCAGACUUGAAGAUGUUUCACCUGAAGCAUGGAGUUUAAACCGAGGCUCGUUGCCUUCAUUGCUUUGGUUCUUCAGACUGUUCCCAUCGUCCUGAUCCUUCACUUCUCUGCAGGACAUUCAGAUCUGAUUUGCUCACACCAACCAAUAGUAGCCUUGACUGGUGAUGAUGUCAUCCUACCUUGCUGCCUUGAACCUGCCAUCAGUGCGGGGACUGUGGAGUGGAUUAAACCUGGUUUGCACCCAAAGUACAUCCAUGUCCACCAAGAUGGACGACUGGAGUAUCAGACUCAAAAUCCUUCUUAUAAUUUCCGAACACGACUGUUUGUGGAUGAACUGGAACAAGGAAACGUCUCCAUGAAAAUCUUCAGUGUGAAACUGUCUGAUGAAGGAAAAUACAGAUGUUACAUUCCUGCAGUGCACAAAGACGCUUUUGUCCAACUUGUUGUUGGUUCUGUCUCCUCACCCGUCGUCAAGGCAACCAACUCCACCUUCAGUGGAGUGGUGUUGCAGUGUGAGUCUAAAGGCUGGUAUCCAGAGCCUGAGCUGUUGUGGCUGGACGGUGAGGGGAAGCUGCUCUCUGCUGGACCUACAGAGACAGUCAGAGGUCCUGAUGACCUCUAUACUGUCAGCAGCAGAGUGACUGUGGAGAAGAGACACAGCAACAACUUCACCUGUAGAGUCCAACAGAAGAUCAUCAACCAGACCAGAGAGACACAGAUUCAUGUUCCAGAUGAUUUCUUUAUGACGCAGUCCACCUCCAGUUCACCUGCUUCUAUCAUUGGUUCGGUUGCUGGCAUCAUCAUCAUCAUUUCUAUUAUCGCAGUUGCCAUCGUUUUUCGGAAAAGGAGAAAAAAUAAAAUCAAAACCAGUGGAAACCGAGGAUCCAAUGAUGAAACAGGACAAAAUAAGCAGCAGUCUGGUUCUGACGGUGCUGAAGUCCAGCCUCUGGCUGAAGCAGGAGUGACGGAGAAACUCAGGACAGAAAACACUGAAUCUGAACAUGGGGGAGGUGGAAGUGAAAAUUACAGCCGUGCAGGGGACACUGUUUCCUGUCGAGGAGGAAAGAAAGGUAGAGCAGCUAAUGGCAGAGGGAAAGGUAACCUCCAGAGGUGUUGUUAGGAUCUUGGGACAUUUGGGGCCUGGGCCAGGUGGU